Molecule: messenger RNA, 825 nt
Organism: Laetiporus sulphureus 93-53
Lineage: Eukaryota; Fungi; Basidiomycota; Agaricomycetes; Polyporales; Laetiporaceae
Product: HCP-like protein
Exons: 4
Coding region: 1-825 (274 amino acids)
Molecular function (GO): protein binding
Source: RefSeq, a predicted model, not a curated record
AUGGGUGCGAAUUCUCCGCGAUCACCUUCAGUAGGAGCUGCGAGCCCACAGGUGUCGCGCGUCUCUCCAAACCUCUCACCAUCUGCGCCUCCAUCAACUGUCGGUUCUCCGCAAGGAUCACCUCGGCCGACAACUCCUCUUAGCCUCUACUCAAACUACUCCUACUAUAACCUCGAGAACCUUGUGCCAACUCCCACCACGCCCGGUCAUCCACCAACGUCACCGUCACCGUCGCCGUCACCAUCGUUGUCCCCACGACCAACAACCGCCUCUCCGGCGCCUAAAGAAUCUAAGACUCCGGAAGAAUUCUUGCAGCUUGGUAUCGCUCAUCAUGAGGCAAACCGGUUGACAGAUUCUGCGGCAUGCUUCCAGAAGAGCGCAACGUUGAAUGGCGGGUGCGGAGUGGGAAUGCUCAUGUGGGGCCUCACGCAGCGGCAUGGAUGGGGCUGCACGCAGAACGAGCAGGCGGGCUUUAGGUGGCUCAGGCGUGCGGCGGAGGUCGCAGUGGAAGACUUGGAGCAUGCGAGGAGAGGUGUGAACACAGGUGCGGUGAAGAAAGAGCUUGUGCUAGCUAUCUACGAGGUAGGGCAGAGCUUCUUUCAGGGAUGGGGUGUGGAGAAGGACAAGGAGAUGGCAGUGAGCUACUUCCGCAUGGCAGCACGGCUUGGGGACCCGGAUGCUCAACAAGAUCUUGCAUUCUGUCUGGCAAACGGCAAGGGCUGCAAGAAGGACAAGAAAGAGGCGGCCAAGUGGUACCGCGCUGCGGUUGCUCAGGGUGUGAGCGAUGUGGGACUUGCCUGGAUAUACAAAGAAAAAUACCAGUAG